UUCCUUCACACACCCCGGCCUGCUAUGAGUGAGGAUAACACAUGGGAGCCGCAACACAACCUGGACGGCCCCGACCAUAUCGCAGAGUACAUGCAGAAACACAAGGAGAAGGAGGAGAAGAAGAAGGAGGGCAAGAGGAAAGUUGUCAGUGAGGCCUCGGGAGACUCAGAGGAGCGAGGGAGCAAGAGGAAGAAGGAGGAGGAGCCCUCAGAAGAGGUCAAGCUGGCAACUGUAGCAGGAAAGAAGGGCAAGAAGGCCGAAGAGGAGGAGCAGCCUGCAGCUGUAGCAGUGAAGGAGGAUGAGGAGGUGGAGGAGGAGUAUGAGGUGGAGAAGGUUUUGGACCGCAGAGUGGUGAAGGGAAGAGUAAAGUUUCUGCUGAAAUGGAAGGGGUUCUCAGAUGAGGAUAACACAUGGGAGCCGCAAGACAACCUGGACUGCCCCGACCAUAUCGCAGAGUACAUGCAGAAACACAAGGAGAAGGAGGAGAAGAAGAAGGAGGGCAAGAGGAAAGUUGUCAAUAAGGCCUCGGGAGACUCAGAGGAGCGAGGGAGCAAGGGGAAGAAGGAGGAGAAACGGAGAGGAGGAGAGGUACCCAAAUGUCACCACUGUCAACACUGUGACAAAUCCUUCACAACAUCAAAAUAUUUAAAGAUUCAUCAGAGAGUUCACACUGGACGGAAUCUACACAGCUGUGAUCAAUGUGGGGCAGCUUUCACACAACAGAGUACCCUAAAAACACAUAAACGCAUUCACACUGGAGAGAAGCCAUACAGCUGUGAUCAAUGUGGGGCAGCUUUCAAACAACAGGGUACCCUAAAAACACAUCAACGCAUUCACACUGGAGAGAAGCCAUACAGCUGUGAUCAAUGUGGGAAAACUUUUACUAGGAGUGGUAGCCUAGAAAGCCACCGACGUGUUCACACUGGAGAGAAGCCGUACUGCUGUGAUCAAUGUGGGAAAACCUUUUCUCACAUUAGUAACCUUAAAAUACACCAGCUCAUUCACACUGCCUCAUAGUGAACAUGUUUCCGAGCCAAGCUGUUUCCUCCUGCCUCCUCCUCAUGCCCUGAUAGCUGUGUUGUUAUAUUCUGAUCUUCUCUCCACAUUGAAGGCUGACCA
Messenger RNA from Perca flavescens (yellow perch), 1119 nucleotides. Its product is annotated as zinc finger protein 271-like. The record is from RefSeq and is a predicted model, not a curated record. NCBI's taxonomy places the organism in Eukaryota, Metazoa, Chordata, Actinopteri, Perciformes, Percidae. The transcript has 5 exons. Gene Ontology annotation, cellular component: nucleus. Gene Ontology annotation, biological process: regulation of gene expression. Bases 25 to 1017 code for a protein of 330 amino acids.